Copidosoma floridanum is the source of this 5196-nucleotide messenger RNA. RefSeq names its product activin A receptor type 2 punt (gene put). The record is from RefSeq and is a predicted model, not a curated record. Gene Ontology annotation, biological process: cellular response to growth factor stimulus; protein phosphorylation; activin receptor signaling pathway. Lineage: Eukaryota; Metazoa; Arthropoda; Insecta; Hymenoptera; Encyrtidae. Gene Ontology annotation, cellular component: activin receptor complex; plasma membrane. Gene Ontology annotation, molecular function: metal ion binding; ATP binding; activin binding.
CAUCGCGAAGAUCGCACUUCGAUUUUAGAGCAGAUGAGUUCUUUUUAGUCAGUUUUGUUAGUGCUCGUGUGAAUGGCGCAAAGGAGAGACGACGGCUAGUUCUGGCAGAAUCGGUGCGAGAGAGUUCUAUUAUCGUCUCGGCGGCUGCGUCUCGUGUUGCUUGUGUUCUCGCGAAAACUCAUUUAUCCGUCUCCGUGCAUAACUGAGUGUCUGGCCUCGCAGUUGGUUCAGUAGCCCGAGCUCCAGGCCCGGGACCGUAUACUACUUACCGUUAGGUACAGGGGGAAAACGCAAGAUUUUUCAUCGGCGUGCUGCUUCAUAUAUACGUAUAUAAACAUACACGCCCCCGCCUACACAAUAGUGCUUAAACUGUACAUUACUUUUUUUUUAUAUAGGUUCAUAUAUAUAUACACCUCCAUCUUCUGGUUCUGGUGUUUUUCUUUUCUCGAUCCGAUCGGAUCACCACUCACUCACACACGCACACUUAUCUUCUACGUUUCUCGGCUCGCGCGUUCUCUCGAUAAGCAUAAUUUCAAAGUGCAGUGAAUGCGAUUAUAAGUUCAUGUGUAUGUUGGUGAUCAUAAUUGUGCAAGUUGUUAAUAAGUACACAGUCGUCCUUGAGGAGUACCUGAAAGAAAAGACCUAAAAUAACGAGGAAUAAUUCACGGGGAUGAGGCUGUGCUCUGCAGCAUCCACAGAGCCCAACGCAUAAGUACAGCCACUUCUGUAGUUCUGUACUCUCGAACUUCUCUACCAUAAUAAUAUACGUACGUGUUUACAUACACAUGUACGUACGCGUUUUGGAGUUAAGUUGCGGUGCAGUGUGAAGCAUCCAAGCAGAUAAAUAUUAUGCUUGGCCCUUAUACAUAUAGGUAAUGGUAGUUAUAUAUAUAUAUAUCCGGCUGUUGUAGCAUAGGACAUAUUUUCCAUCUCGCUCAACUCAGCAUCAUAUAGUAUAUACCUACUCUUAUACACGAUGAUGGCCCCAUGGCCCAGAGAAGUGCUUUAAACAUUCAAGAGUCCACCUACUCGUCGCUGCUGCUGUUGGUGGAUGUUGGUACUGAAUUGCUGGGCUAAUAGAAAAAAAGAGAGAGAGAAACGCUUUCCAUAAAAAUCAAAACACAAGCUCCCACUCUUCGCUCCUCCUCAUCCUCCUACUCCCGUUUACGAGCGGAUAUGAGAGGGUAGGGAACGGAUAAAAUAAGCUCUCAACGGAUAAACGCAGGUAUACCUAUACCUACAAGUGCAGUGUACAGAGUACAGAGGGUACGUUACGUAUAGUACCCUACUACCGUACUAUUUUUGCGUAUGUGCGCGUAUCUGCACCUAUUUGUGAAAAGGAGGAGGCAACGAACCAUAGAUAGGAUAUAGGGAGACACAUAGAGGAGGACGAUGACGAGAGGAGUGUUCUGAGAGAAAAAGAUACAUGACAUGAUUCCGCAAAGAGAGGAACAAGACGUGGACGGCUCGCGGAAGAGACGCAGCAUCAAUAACGGAAAGCGAUGAUGAUUACGAUCGUGAUGAUGAUGAUCGAGAGGAUGACGGCUGCUGCUGCUACUACUACUACCGACACAUGAAAAUUGAGCAACCAGUCAGUCGCACACGCGCGCAAGCUCUACAUAUCUCUCGUUGUAACUCUCUUUCUCUCUCUCUGCAAUUUGCUUAAUGGCUAAUAAGACUCGGAGAUUCUGAUGCUGUUGCUGUCGUCGUUAUUUUAUAGUUGUGUUUGAUGCUGUGUGAUUCUCAACUAGCCUUCCACGAUGAGCGUCUAUAUCGUUACACUGCUCUGCAUCAUCCUUGGUCUAUUGGGCCCAAUUAGUGCUCACGAUGUCAAAGGAUCGACUUACUGUGAGUUCUACAAUGAAACGAUGUGUGGAGGGGAAUUUAAAGAAGACUGCGUGGAAAAAGAAAUGUGUGGACCCCAUGAUCCUGAUAAACGUAACCACUGCUACGUCCUGUGGCAAUAUGACAGCGUUACACAGAAAUCUACGACAAAAUUGAAGGGUUGCUUUUUAGAUAGCAAAGAAUGCUAUGAUAAACAGCGUUGCGUUGAGAAAAAUGCUGACAGAAAGAAGCAACAUUUUUUCUGUUGCUGUGACGGCAAUAUGUGUAACAGAAACUUCUCCUGGGACCCACAGCCCACUAUUCCCCCUCCCAUUGUGCAAGAAUAUGAACCAGUUCCAAACACGGAACAACAAUUAUUUACGUUCAUGAUGCUGAUAUCGAUACCUGCUCUGUUAUUGUUCUUAAUUUUCAUAUUCUCCGUGUUCUAUUACUGCCGGCGUAAAAAGUUGGGAUACUUUAACGAGAUCCCAACAAUGGAGCCAGGCCCUAUAUCCCAACCCUCGCCGAAUCUCGGCAACCGGCCUAUCCAGCUAGUGGAAAUAAAAGCACGUGGUCGUUUUGGAGCUGUAUGGAAAGCCAAACUUCACUCCGAAAUUGUUGCUGUCAAAGUUUUUCCCCAACAAGAUAAACAAUCAUGGGUAACUGAGCAGGAAAUCUUUAAGCUUGCACACAUGGACCACGAGGAUAUAUUGCGCUUUAUUGGGGUGGAGAAACGCGGUGACAGCGUUCUUAUCGAGUUUUGGCUCAUCACAGCCUACCAUGAGAAAGGCUCGCUAUGUGACUACCUCAAGGCAAACGUUGUGUCGUGGCCAGAAAUGUGCAGGAUCGCUGAGUCAAUGGCAAGAGGUCUGAUGCACUUGCACGAAGAAAUACCAGCCAACAAGGCCGAUGGUUACAAACCUGCAGUUGCACACCGCGACUUUAAAUCUAAAAAUGUUCUGUUAAAGAAUGAUAUGACUGCUUGCAUAGCUGACUUUGGACUAGCGUUGAUCUUCCAUCCUGGGAAGCCGUGCGGUGAUACCCACGGUCAGGUGGGCACGCGCCGAUACAUGGCCCCCGAAGUGCUCGAGGGUGCAAUUAAUUUUACCAGAGACUCUUUUCUGCGUAUCGAUAUGUACGCCUGCGGUCUCGUACUCUGGGAACUUGCCUCACGUUGUACCGCGCAAGAUGGACCAAUCGGUGAAUACAGGCUACCUUUCGAAGAAGAAAUUGGCCUACACCCUUCACUCGAAGACAUGCAAGAAUGUGUAGUAGCGAAAAAAGAAAGGCCUUUAAUAUUGGAAACUUGGCGUAAACACCCGGGAUUACUGGCCAUCUGUGACACUAUGGAAGAGUGUUGGGACCACGACGCAGAGGCUCGACUCUCAGCCUCUUGUGUAAUGGAACGGGUGGCGUGCCUAAGCAGGACAACUAUACUCAAUUCGUCGACCCUCAUUCGCGUCGACAACGCAAGUGAACCUCUCAUCACCAAGGAGUCUAGUAUGUAAAAAUAUUGCAACCGGUGCACGCGCGUAUGUAUUAUAUUUACGAAUUUCUGAUUCAGCGUAGCUGUUAAGUCUUAUUUAAUUUUCUACCAGUGCACAACUGUUCAUGUUUAUUGUUUUUUAUGGACCACUAAAUGACGAGGUAACAGUUUUCAAUAUGUUUCUGUUAAUUCUGAGUUAACAAUACGCUGAUUCAAAUUAGCAGAAACUGACGGCUAUACUUUUAAAAAAAGUAAGAAAACUAUAUCGAUAACUUCAUUAAUGGGAAACAACGAACUUGUCGAUAGUUAGACUUUGGUUUUAUCGUCUUGCACUCAUCAUUAUCAACAUCUGUUUGAUAAUAAACUAUUAGUCUCCGUGUCGUAUAGCCCAUUGUGCUUUGUACAUAAAACAAUUACAUCGUAAGCACAGAAACACGUUUGUGUGAAUACAGCGAAUAUUUUUAUGGCCUAAUGCAAACAACAAUCACGUUAUCAAUUUUUUAAAUGAUGAAUACAUUCCUCGUUUCCCAUUAAUAGAACUCAUUAAAUAGGCCUGUUUCGAAACUGUUGAAGCCGUUAUUUUUAAGGAAUUUGUAACGCAAUGGAUCCAUGUUUAAAAAACAAUGCCAUCAGGUAGUAAUUUUAAAUUAAUCAAAAUUAUUUGGUGUUUUGUGAAACAUUUGGUUACAUUUUCCUUGAAAAGCCAUUAAGUACGAGAACAGUUGGGGGAAAAAAAAAACCAGGAAAAAGACAGAAAAUAUUUAAUAUUGCAGUUGUAAAUCUUGUUACAAUGUACCUGGUGGACACAACCGCGCAGCCGAUUGACAAUGCCACGAGAAAUCACAAUUACUCGUAUAAAUUGCUCAAUCAUCGAAAAGUCUUCGAUGCUCGUUUUUUCUCAUUACCCACAGCGAAAAUGACACAUUGGACUGCUUCGAAGUAUUCGUUAAUUUUUUUCGUCAAUUAAAAAAAAAAAAAAAAAACCUAAAAAUUUAUUUAAAAAAUUACAAAGACGAAUAAAAAAGCAGAAAAAUUUUCGACUUUAACCUUUGGUUUUUAUAACAUGACUUUUUUAUCUUCAUCAUUCAAUAAUGAGGAGUAUUAUUGUUUUUGAGAGGUGAAAUGUAAGAGAAAAAAACACGUUGACUUUGUUGGGCUGAAUCCUUGACAGAUGUGCAACACGGUACAAACGCAAACUCGAAAAGCAAUGUCCGCCCCAUUUUUUUACAUAAACUCUCGUGUAAAAAAAAAAAAAAUAAGUAAACAAUGCCGACGAUCCUUCGUUCGUCUUCCAAAGUGCGCAAUAAUCGUGUCCAUACGAUAAAUCUUGCCUUUAAGUUUUCCUAAUUACAUUUAACAUCGAUCAAAGCUUCUACUAAAAUUUUUAUUUUUACGUCGCGUCUCGAAUGACCUGUAUUAAUUUCAACAUUUAACUUGAAGCGUGAAUGCACAAUAGCUUCGAGUGUCGAGUGGUUUUCGUAUUCUGCUAUCCUAUACCGAACGCUGGCUUCAAACAGUGCCAAAUUAAAAGCAGAAACUAUAAUUACACACUCAUGUUAAUGUUGGACACGUUUGCGAUUUUUUUUUUUUUUUCUCAUACAAAGCCCGAAUUAUCAUUUAUAUAGGUUUGUAAAAUACGCAAAAAGGAAUCGUGUGUAUAGCUAAGUGUAAGUAUAGGUAUAACGUAUAAAAUACCGAUAUGAACAAAUUGUUCACAAAAAUGUGCGCAAGGCUUGUUGGAUGAACAAUUAAAUAAAUAAAUGAUUGCGUUGCUCUUAACUUCUGUAAUGUUGGAGGGCUCACAGACAUAUCGGGCUACACCGGAGUAGUACACACAAGUACAUACGACAAGCGUAUUUUUAUCAGCUCCACGAGAUGUGUUAUAG